AUGGGCAGAGUUGAGUUUGAAGGCACUGUUGAUCCUACGGAUGUCGAGCAGUGGUUGGAGCACAUGGAAAGAGUACUUGAGCUAUUUGAGUGUUCAGAAGCUGUCCAAUUUAAGUAUGUUGUCUCACUGUUACAAAAAGAUGCUUAUGACUGGUGGGUAAGUGUACCGAAUGCCAAGGCGAAACCUUCUGUUCUUACUUGGAAUGAUUUUGUGACAGAAUUUCGUAUGAAUUAUGUCCCGCCUGCUUAUCAUGAUGCAAGGAAAAAUGAGUUCUCGAAUUUAGAGCAAAGGAGUAUGUCUAUUGCUGAAUAUCAACCAAAGUUUCUUAGGCUUUCUCGUUAUCUUGGUGGUAUUAUCAAUAAUGAAAAAGAUAAGUGCAGGCGAUUCAAAGACGGUUGA
This is a messenger RNA of Lycium barbarum (goji berry), 399 nucleotides long. RefSeq lists its product as uncharacterized. The record is from RefSeq and is a predicted model, not a curated record. Bases 1 to 399 code for a protein of 132 amino acids. NCBI's taxonomy places the organism in Eukaryota, Viridiplantae, Streptophyta, Magnoliopsida, Solanales, Solanaceae. The transcript has a single exon.